Pocillopora damicornis (cauliflower coral) is the source of this 2926-nucleotide messenger RNA. RefSeq names its product tyrosine-protein kinase BAZ1B. Lineage: Eukaryota; Metazoa; Cnidaria; Anthozoa; Scleractinia; Pocilloporidae. Gene Ontology annotation, molecular function: histone H2AXY142 kinase activity; histone binding. The record is from RefSeq and is a predicted model, not a curated record. Gene Ontology annotation, biological process: DNA damage response; chromatin remodeling. Gene Ontology annotation, cellular component: WICH complex.
UCGAUGGCUCAUCACAGAGAGAAUGAAAGAUGCCGCUUUUAGGGAAGAAAUCUUACAAGCCAAGCCCGUUUCCGAAUGAUCUGAAGUCUGAGGAAGAGGUUUUUGUCAUCAAAGAGACGAAUGAAGUCUUCAGGUCGUACGAUGAAUAUGUAAACCGUAUCCUUUUGUAUGGAUUUCAAAUCUGGAGCUGUCAGUUUACCGGUAAAACAAACCUGAAGUAUGAAGAAGCUGUAGCAAGUGAAGAACAGGCACUGAAAAGACUAGAGAGCUUUCCAAAGUAUUUUGAGAAAACAGUUUUGCAGAUUGUGCAUCACAGUACAAGAACACUGCAAACUCUGGUACAAGAGUGUUACAAACAACUGGAAAAAGAAUUUUCGCCAAAUGAACCAGUAGAGUGUUUGGUCAAUGGGAAAUGGCUUCUAGGAAAAAUUUUGCAAAUUCACCACGGAGACAAGUAUGAAAAUAGCACUGAUAAAACAUAUGACUUUGAAUCUGGUGAGAUACAUGACUGCUUGAAGAGCAUUCCACCGGAGGAAAUCAGACGUGUUAAGAAAAUCCCGUCAGAAGAGUUGCUUAAAUGCUUCAUAUGUGUCAACACCCAAAACCCUUGGAGGAGUGAUAACAGCCCUUGGGUGGUUAAGAGCGAUAUGGCAAAGAAGUAUUCCCUUGCUGAAAAAUAUAAUGAUUUCUCUUUGGUAUUGGGCAAGAAAACAACACCUUUGUCUAAAACUCCCUCAAAAGGCCACAAGAGCAACAAGAAACAAAAAAAGGAGAAAACUUCUGACAAGAACACAUCACAAGGGAAGUCCCAAGUGAAGAAGACUGGCUUUAUGCAGAAAAAACUUGACUCCUUUAGAACAAGCAGUAAUGGCAAAGAUAUCACUGUGAGCCUGGCAAAGAUGUCUGACAAGUCGCAUAAAAAGGUAACACCAUCAAAGAAGAACUUCAUCGACAUUUGUUCAAGUCCUGAUAAAGAUAAUGACAAGACACCAUCUAGUCAACUGCAUGGUACUCCAAUUAAAUGCAGAUUGGUUCUAACACCUAUCAAAUCACCUCAAGUUACAGCUGCAAAGAGUAUCACUCCUGAAAGAAGUGUUGUAAGUAAAGACAACAUAAACAUGAAAAAUAUGGCUGUUGGAGAAACUGCAAAUGAUGUUGUCAUCACAGGUUGUAAAACAUCACAGACAUUUUUCUCUCAGCCAAGUAAAAAAGUCAGGAGUUCUCCUAAACAGGACAAAUGUGAAAAGUCCCGAGAUGGUAAAGGGGUGUUGAACAAGAAAUCAACAAAGAAAGGAAACAUUUCAAAAAAAUUAUCAAUAGUUAAAGGUACUAGCCUGAAGGAGAAGAGGCUUACUUAUGGAAUGGAAUCAGUAAAAAAGAAGGCAAAACUAGAUGUUUGUGUGCCAGAAGUGGAGUCAGUGAUUGUGGACAAUGAUUCUGAUAAGGAUUUUCAAUCCUCUUCUAACAAGAUUCCAGCCAAAUUGAAGCAAUCAAGUGGAAAAAUGAGACAAAGAACAUUGUUGGACCUCACUAAGAAGCCUGAAGAAGAGAAGGUUGCAUUCCUGUCUUCAAAGAUGACAGCCAAAAAACAGAAAACUUUGGCUGAAAUGUUUAGUGCUGCCUUCAGGAAGGAGAAACCAGACCAGGUGAUAAAUGCGUUAAUUCGGAAAACAGCUAAAGUAGUGUCUUCACCAAGCUGUCUUGCUCUUGAUCUUUCGACUCCUCAACGGGACCAUGUCACAGAGAAAUGGCAUGCACAUAAAGAAAGAUUAAACAGGAAGUUUAGUUCAAAGGUAAAUGGACUUUUGAAGAAAUGUGAAGACAGUGAUCUCAUAGAUGCUAAACCGCUCCCACCUUGUAAACCAGUGAACGUACCCAUGGAAAUCACAGCUGAGAUGUUUGGUGAUAUAGCUAUGAUAGCAGACUUUGUGCAUACCUUCUGUGAUCUUCUUGCUCCUCGGGAAACUCUGCAUAUCUCUAUUGGAAACAAAAGCAAGCCAAGCAAAGGGAGAAGAAUGAUAAGAUAAGAGAGGAAAAGGAGAGGCUGAGGAAAGAAAAACAGGAGAUGGAAAAAAAGAAAGAAGAAGAAGCAAACAAAAAGCAACUCAAGGUGGAUGAGCUAAGUAUGAAAGAAACUGGAACAGAGUGUGUCACUUCAGAACCCCUUGGUUGUGGUCCAGAGAUGGAGAUAUCCAACAAAAUGGAGGAGAAGAGAGAAAAACAGAAAGGUGAAGUUUCCCUGAGAGCAGAACAGGACAGGCAGAGUUAUGAAGUUGUUGAAACUUUGAGGAAAAGAAGAGAAGACAUGGCUGCAAAAGACCUCAUCAAUGAGAAGAAACUAAAAGAGAAGGAGGAGAGACUUGCAAAAGAAGAAGAGGAACAGUUGAAUCUGAACAUGGCUCAGUGUCUGUAUUCUUUGAGAUUAAAACCCAUAGGAUGUGAUCGCAACCAUGGCCGUUAUUGGGUGUUCAAUGGUGUGGCACCAGGGGUUUUUGUAGAGUAUGGUUGGAGAAAUUUAGAGGAUCUAGCAAUACCCACUAAGGGUGUUUCUAAAGUGGAGAAAGAAGUUGGAGACACUGCAGAUGCAACCAUUGAAACAGAAAAUAAGAGUGAACAGUGUGAAGAGGGAAGUGUCAUUGAAAUGGUAGAAGAGACUAAAGUUGAAAGAAAGAUGGACUCUUGUGCUAAAGAUAAUGAGAAAGAAUCAAGGUUGACUGAUGUUCCAUAUGAAUGGUCCUGCUACAGUACUGUUGAAGAAGUUCAGGCUUUGCUUUCCUGUUUGUCAAGUCAGGGUAUCAGGGAAAGUGAGUUAAAGAAGACUCUCAAAGAAAAAUUGCCAGAAAUCACUGAAGGAAUUGUUAAAAGGAAAUUUUUGGCUCAAGGUCUUUACGUAAGGAUUGAGCACAGUGAUGUCCAUACGUCAUAA